This is a messenger RNA of Penicillium longicatenatum, 1035 nucleotides long. RefSeq names its product putative Swr1p complex component (Swc5) (gene swc5). The coding region runs from base 1 to 1035 and encodes 344 amino acids. The record is from RefSeq and is a predicted model, not a curated record. NCBI's taxonomy places the organism in Eukaryota, Fungi, Ascomycota, Eurotiomycetes, Eurotiales, Aspergillaceae. The transcript is spliced from 2 exons.
AUGUCGACCGACCUUACAGUUUCCGCGACUGUCGAUCUGGACGAUGAUUCCUACAACUCCUCCGAGGAUGAAGAUUUCCGGCUCGAAGGCGCCCAAGACGAUUCCGACCUAUCUUCCGAUGACGAUGCGGCCGAGCCUGCCCAGAAGAAGCGAAAGACAAAUAAAAAAUCUGAGGCCCCGGAGGAUGAACUCGAUUCAGGCGAUGAAGUCACGAUUCGGAAAGCACGCGAAAAGCGAGAGAAAAAGCGCAAGGGGAAGAAGUCCAAAGGCAAGAAUGCAGUCGACGACGAUAUGGACUUGGACGAUGAUGAAGGGGGCACCGGAGGCUUUGUACGGACACGUGCCAUGAAGCAGCAGAUUCGAGAGGAAGAGGAACGUAAACCGCUAGCCAAGAUCGACGGUGCGACGAUUGACGUGGAUGCUCUGUGGGAGCAGAUGAACGCGCCUGGCACCGAGCUGGGUCUGCGGCCGGACCAGAUGAAACACGAUAGUGAGCCGACUCCAGAAAUCGAUCACGUCAACGCGCACAUGAAGGGCCAUGCUCCCAAGCCGGAGAAUAAUUCGCGCCAUGCCCACAGCGAAGAGAUGAUCAAGAUCAAACGGACUUACGAGUUUGCUGGUGAGAUGAUUACGGAGGAGAAGAUGGUGCCCAAGAACUCGGCAGAAGCCAAGGCGUUCUUGUCUAGUGGACAGACCGUCGAGAAUGCAGAGGACGUUGCAGCACCGAAUCGCAACCUACGCCGCCCACUGCGCAAGAUAUCCCGAUUUGAUCCCAAUCCAACUGGAACAAUCAAGAAGAGUUGGGAGAAGCAGAUUUUGGAAGCUGGCGAUCAGAAUGCGAGCGGACCGAAGAUCAACACAGUGGAGAAGUCUCGACUCGACUGGGCGCAAUAUGUGGAUCAAGCCGGAAUCAGCGACGAACUGCGUGUCCACAGCAAGGCCAAAGAGGGAUAUAUGGGCCGUAUGGAUUUCCUGGGUCGUACCGAAGCCAGAAGGGACGAAGAGGCCCGACAGGCCCGUAUGAAGGGCAUGUGA